AUGUUGUCUGAAAACAAUCUCAACACUGAGCCAAUUAUCAUUGAAAGUGACGAAGAAGAUGAAGUACUAAAUCAAUCACCCAAAUCAAAAGACAAGAAAAACAAAUCAAUAGUCAUUGAAAGUAGCAAAGAGGAUGAGCACCCUGUUCCCUCGUCUAAAAACAAACAAAAUCCUACACUCACCAAACCCAAAGCUAGCAAGCAAACAGAUCUGCUUGCUUUGUGUCCUUUAUCAACACCGGAUGUGCCCUGUGAUCGAUGCAAGGUGGAGAAGAUUGGAGGUGACAAAGUUUUCCGUUGUCAUUGCGGUGGAAAGUCUAAGACUUUGAAACAAGGCCGUACAGCAAAGGCUGUGGAGCAUUGGAAAACGGGUUAG
This is a messenger RNA of Melampsora larici-populina 98AG31, 375 nucleotides long. RefSeq lists its product as uncharacterized. The record is from RefSeq and is a predicted model, not a curated record. NCBI's taxonomy places the organism in Eukaryota, Fungi, Basidiomycota, Pucciniomycetes, Pucciniales, Melampsoraceae. Bases 1 to 375 code for a protein of 124 amino acids. The transcript has a single exon.